CGCAGUAAGAAGUCAAUCCACUCUGUUGAAGCGUAUUUACAAAAAGUCUGCAGGCGUGUUACAAUGAGCGACACUUCAGAAGAUGAUCAAGAGAUCUCCUUCUUGGUGAAGUUUCUUGGCCGAGUCGAGGUGGUCCGUCCUGAUGGACUACAGAUCCUGGAAGAAGCAGUUCAAUCCCUAAAGACACAAGAUAAAUACUCCUCAGAAAAGGCAGCAAAGAAGAGCAAAGUCCAUCUCUUCCUGUCACUGGGUGGAGUCGACAUUUUGGAAAACAAAACCAAGUUUAUGUUGUAUUCGUGCCCUCUGCCCACUAUCUCCUUCUGCGCCGUGCUGCCAUCUUCACCCAAAGUCUUCGGCUUCGUGGUUCAACACCCAGCAGCAGACACUCACCACUGCUAUCUGUUCCAGAGCAAAAAGUUUUCUCACGUGCUGGUCUCAGUUGUCGGGGAUGCCUUCAGAGCUUCAAAAAAGCAGGAGAGCAACAGAGGAGGACGAGACCUGAUAGUGGAGGCGCUCAGACAUAAGAAUAAAAUGCUGCAGAGAGAAAACGCUGAGCUAAAGAAGAAGCUUCAGGACAGAUUAAAUGACUAAACAACACUGAUAUAUGCUGCUGCACAACACUUUUAAUUAUUUUUUAAACUAUUUUACAUUGCUUUUCUUUGUUUCCAAGUGUUUACCCUCAGGAAAACCUUCAAGCUGAAUACAAAGCACACAGAAAACACAUGAAUUAUGACUUUUACCAGUAAUAAUAUUCUAAUAAACUUUUCUGGAGUGUAAUUACCAUUGAACCGUCACAUCCGCACCAGCAGAGGGCAGCAGUAAGUCUGUCAACCGAGAUCGAGGCGGAUGCGUUCAAAUGCUCACUUGACAGUGUCGGAAAUUUUACAAUUUCAUUGUUCUUACAUGGGAAAAAUUAAAUAAACACAACAGAGAAAAAUGCAAAAUGUUCUGAAUUGCUGUGUGUAACCUUUGAGGCCUUACUCGUAAAAAAAAUAGAAAAUGUACAUAAUAUCAGUUAACAAUGAUAACUGUACAAU
Messenger RNA from Larimichthys crocea (large yellow croaker), 1037 nucleotides. Its product is annotated as GULP PTB domain containing engulfment adaptor 1. The transcript is spliced from 7 exons. The coding region runs from base 64 to 591 and encodes 175 amino acids. Lineage: Eukaryota; Metazoa; Chordata; Actinopteri; Sciaenidae. The record is from RefSeq and is a predicted model, not a curated record.